Molecule: messenger RNA, 870 nt
Organism: Bactrocera neohumeralis
Lineage: Eukaryota; Metazoa; Arthropoda; Insecta; Diptera; Tephritidae
Product: putative ankyrin repeat protein RF_0987
Exons: 2
Coding region: 169-858 (229 amino acids)
Source: RefSeq, a predicted model, not a curated record
UUUACUUUUAUUAGGCUCCAACAGCACAAUUUUUUUUACAAAAAAUGCAUUCAGGUUAAGGGGAUCGAAGCCACGUGGGACUUGCUGCGGUGGAAGGUACGCCACCUAAAAAGUACAUUCAAAAAAGCGAAUGAUUAUCGCACCUCAACUGGCGCUGGAAUUGAUGAAAUGGAUGUUGGCGUUGGCAGUUUUGAAGAAAAAAUUGAGAAAAUGUGCCCCCAUUACAAUCGCCUAAACAAAAUUUUCGGAGCUAAAUCGCAUGCGCAAAAUAAUUUCUGCGCUGUCGACACGGGCAAUGACUUGCUGCUUAUCGUGCCACAGCCGUCAACAAUUUCACUGUCAACAAUUUCCCUACCAGUACAUUCGCCGCCAAUAGUCUUUCCACCAGCAAUUUCACCGCCAAUAGCCUCGCCAUCAGCAUUUCCACCGCAAAUAAUCUACCCACCAGCAAUAUCACCACAAAUAAUCUCUCCACCAGCAAUAUCACCGCCAAUAGCCUCGCCGCCAGCAGUUCCACUGCCAACAGUUUCGCAGCAAUCACUCCCACUUGGGGCUGAUUUUCCACAAUCAGUUAAAACCAUGGCUAAAAAAAUGAAAAUGCAGGCUCCCAAAACAUCAGCGGCUUGUUUGAUGGUUUACCAGCAAAACAGAAUGGAGUUUGAAAAAGAUAAGCUUCAAUUUGAAAAAGAAAAGUUGGAGAAGCAGCUAGAACUAUCAAAAGCUGAAAUUGAGUUGAAAAAAGAAGAGCUUAAACUUCAGAAAAUGAAAUUGGAGCAAGAUGAAAAAAUAAAAAGGCUAGAAAUAGAAAAAGACGAACGAAUAGCUAUGUACGAAAUAAAAAUGAAAUACAUGAAGUAAUACAAAAUUUAA